This is a messenger RNA of Folsomia candida, 1940 nucleotides long. It is a transcript of the gene Tsp68C, whose product is annotated as CD82 antigen. The record is from RefSeq and is a predicted model, not a curated record. NCBI's taxonomy places the organism in Eukaryota, Metazoa, Arthropoda, Collembola, Entomobryomorpha, Isotomidae. The transcript is spliced from 5 exons. Bases 992 to 1792 code for a protein of 266 amino acids. Gene Ontology annotation, cellular component: membrane.
CAUUGGCAAGUUAUUAGGCUGCGCUCCUGUUUGCAGACGUAAUGCGGAUUAUGGGUGUUAAAUCUAGCAUUCAACGCUACAGGUUUAGCACAACAAUCACCAAGGUGCAGUUAUAAUUUGAUCGUAGUCUAAAUAAGUUCAAUGCAUUUUUAUUGCCACAAUGAUUCCCAGCGUCUGUUUGGCUAGUCUUUGUUUAACUCCAGAGCAGAAUAGCCAGGACAGUGACACCACCACUGGAGAAAUUAUACGAGUUCGUCUCCUGGUCCAGAAGCUAAAAUGUGAAGCGUUUAUGUUAACGUUUCAUUCUGAGUGAACUGAAGUGAAGUGACGCAAGAGCAAAUUUGACGAAUAAUUUGGUUGCUAAAAUUGUUGAAACUUUGCAGUUACAAAAAUGCGCAUGUAAUCGGAAGCCCAUCUAACUCUGCUCAUUUCUCUUUCGACAGUAUUCCUGGAAUAUGCAUAUAAGUGCUGGACUGGGGAAAUUCGUAUAGAAUUUGUUAUUCUUGAACGUGGUUGCAGUGCAAAAAAGUGACCCCAAUUAUUGUUUCCCUAAUUGAAGAUAUUAAAGACGCCCCGAUGUGAUGUAUGGUGAAGAAGACGAAUGAGGGGUUGAUUGAAUGAGGUUGAAUUUCUCACGGUGUAAUAAUAAUAAGCACCUUUGUGUGCUAACCACAACUGGGCUACAUACUUGCAAAAACCUCCUCGUUUCAUAUGCGAAUACCUCUAAAAUUACGACCACUUUUAACAAGAAAUUAUAAAACUAAACUAAUCAUGUAAUCAAAAAUAUUAGUUUGUUCAAGGUGUCCUUUUUUUAUGGCUACGCAAAUGUGACUUUUUUCUUUGAAACAUCGUAUACACCGUUUUGACCGUAGUCAUGCUUCUACGAAUCAUACUGUUUAAUUCGAGUGUUUAAUAAGUAAUAAUCUUUAAUUGUGGUGAUGUGGAAGUUUUGUGACGAAUCGGUCAGUUUUAUCAAUAACUUGUAAUUACAAUGGCCAAUGAUUACCACCGGAGGCCCGAGCGGACAAAGAAUUCUGGAGGGUCCAUGCUUUUCUGCAUCAACUUGAUAUUUGCAGCAUGUGGCAUAGGAGUGUUCAUUCUGGGCGUGUACGUCGUUGAGGACACGGGACGCUACCUCCUCUUUCGACUGAUCUCUCCUGGGUCCGCUAUUUUGACUCAGAUUGCAAGUUCCAUGCUCGGGAUCGGAGUUUCUGUCAUUGGCAGCUCGAUCAUCGGAUGUUCUGUGGCAGCCAGAAGGUGUUCCAUUGGAUGGUACAUCGCCUGCAUAUGUUUAGUCCUUCUGGCAGAACUCGGGCUGGGGGUUUUAUUUCUCAUGUACCACAACAACUUUGGGAGUGAAAUUGAAAACACGAAAUUGACAGCAACACUUCAAACGCAGUACGGGCUUGAGCAAUCCUUCACCAAAUCCUUUGACUUUGCACAAUCUCGGUUCAAUUGCUGCGGUGUUGAGUCCGAUGUCGAUUACGACAGAUCCGAGUGGAGAACAAAGCGGUUGGGCAAGGAUCUCUUGUACCCGUUGACAUGUUGUCCCUUAGACGACAAGCUGAGCGACCCGCCCACCUUCCUCAAUCCUGUUCCCCUCAACCUGUCCAGUUGCCAAUCCCCGUCAAGUAUUCCUCUCCGACACAGAUACAGAGAGGGCUGCCUUUCUCCAAUUGACCAGUGGUUCAGGAAGCAAACGUUGACCUUGGUGGGGAUGGGACUGACGCUUCUUCUCCUACAAAUGGCCACGCUAGCGACGGCUAUUUGUCUGUGUAGAAAAUUAUUUUGAGCCGUCUUUCUUUGUCUUUUUUAUAUCUGCUCCUCGAGUAUUUUAUUGAAUGAAUGAAUGCAACUAACUAUGUAUUACUAGGAUUAGUUAAUUAAUUUGUCCUGAGAUACUCAAAAAUGACAAUAAAUCAACAGAUAUCCAACGUCAA